AUUUUACUUUCGAAGUCUUCUUCUAGUAUUCUUCUUUAACCUACAGAUACUAACUCGCGUCCUGUAUAUAGAUUAAAAGUUCUUAUAUACUAGUAAUUCAAAGGGAUAGAAACUCUUGUAUGGUGACAAUCUACUGGAAAUAGAUCAAUUUCUAGCUAUUACUCCUAGGAAUAGAACGCUAAAUCCAGACCUACUUGAAGAUCAAAUUCUCUUGCAUCAAACCUGAGUGUGUAGGGUCUUCUGAUGGGCCUAUACCCAAAAAAGUAUCAAUGAAACUAGAUGUUACAUUUCUUUUGUAUCGAGUAAUUUUUAGAAAGGUUGGUUAUAAGGUGGGGAUAGAAGUUUAUUGUGCUGAUUUUUGGGAAGGGAAGGGUUCAGAAGACCAGCAAAGAGCUGCGGAUACGACUCUCUUUGUACAAGACCUUGUUCAAAAAAUGCAAUCUAGGCUCGAUACUAUGUGCGACACCAUUAUUUCAACAAUUGAUGAGAUGGGUGGCAGAAUUGAUGGGUUAGAGAAGGACAUCAAUGAGUUCAGAGCCAAUAUUGAAUUGGAUCGGUCGAAACCAAAGCAUCAAGAUAUCAAACCAGAAGAUGCUUCUACUUAAACAGCUGAACGUAAGUGCAGUGGAUCAUUGGGUUAUCAGCAGUACAACCACUACUAUGACUAGAUAGCAGUUGUUUCUUUGUUUUACACACUUGUAGAUGGACACAUUGGGCAGUUUAUAUUUGUCUCUACGUGACUAGUAUGAAUUUCGUAACUGGGAAGUACAUUUUUUCACUGUCAUGAGUCCCAUGACUGUGCUAUUGUUUUCUCAGUUAGGUGUUCAUCUUUGUGUACUGUUGUCAAGCAGCACCCUACAACGCUGCUUAUUAGCAUUAAUCUUCUGAUGUCCAUCAUCUUGAAGCAA
Papaver somniferum (opium poppy) is the source of this 908-nucleotide messenger RNA. RefSeq lists its product as uncharacterized. The record is from RefSeq and is a predicted model, not a curated record. Gene Ontology annotation, biological process: cellular heat acclimation. Gene Ontology annotation, molecular function: transcription corepressor activity. The transcript has 5 exons. Lineage: Eukaryota; Viridiplantae; Streptophyta; Magnoliopsida; Ranunculales; Papaveraceae. Bases 270 to 605 code for a protein of 111 amino acids. Gene Ontology annotation, cellular component: cytosol; nucleus.